Messenger RNA from Dreissena polymorpha, 2714 nucleotides. RefSeq lists its product as uncharacterized. Gene Ontology annotation, biological process: proteasome-mediated ubiquitin-dependent protein catabolic process; negative regulation of translation; protein polyubiquitination. Bases 1223 to 2461 code for a protein of 412 amino acids. Gene Ontology annotation, molecular function: protein binding; ubiquitin protein ligase activity; translation repressor activity. The record is from RefSeq and is a predicted model, not a curated record. NCBI's taxonomy places the organism in Eukaryota, Metazoa, Mollusca, Bivalvia, Myida, Dreissenidae. The transcript has 3 exons.
CGAUCGGGUGGACAAAUUGCACGUGUCAUGAAAUCAUUGUUGCUAAAAAUGGAUUUUAAAAAUGCAUUCAAUAACUGUAAUAAGGAUGCAGACUUUGUUCACAACUGUGUGUGUAGGUAGCAUACAGGCUGAUCAAGCAAGGUAUUGAUUUGGGGCCAAGGUCACUUUUAGUAAAAAUAGAAAAGUACUUUCCAAUCGUUAACUUUAGAUUGCAAGCGGGCAGCUUUAACAAACGUGGUUUCCAGUAGAUUUAAAUUAAUAGUGUGCAUUUUAUCCUGAGUUUAGACAGGUUUAACCCUGUGCAAUUUAAUCUUAAAUUCAUUACAAUUCAGGAAUAUGAUACAAACAUGUUUGAAAGAUUGUCAAUGCGGUUCAGAACGGAACAGUUUAUAAAAAAAUUAAACCAAUGACAACUGCUGUAAAGAUCGAUAAAUCAAUACAGGUUUAUCAGACCAUUUCUAACUACCAAUGACACAAGCACGCUUGCUUACUGAAUAGAUAUAUCAAGUUUCAAUAUAUUUUUAGAAAAUGGCCUAUACCUCAGCAUAAUGACAAACAACUGUAUGCAAGGUGUUAUUGAAACUAGACAAAAGAGUUGAUAUUUCAAUCUAUAUUUAAAGCGUGUUGUUAUUGGAUACCACCAGUACAUUAUAAGCCUUAAGACGUUGAAGUUUAGUGAAUUUGUUCAUAUACUUAUAUAAAACUGUGUCUUCAUGCUUCACAUUCGGGUGCCAACAUUCAUCCAAUUUAUAAAAGGAGUCAACAAAAUAGUGAAAACAUAGCUUGUUAAUCUAAGGACAGUUUACAAUACACUGUACCUAUUGAAAAUGGCAACUUCUACAGAUUUUCUUGAUAUAAGUUCAGAUUUUGUGAAGGACUAUGUUUGCAGUGCUUACGAAAGUCAAAAUAUUGAAAAAUGUGCUGAUUAUUUCUGUGCAACAUGUAUGACCUUUUUUUGUGACAAAUGCAUUCAUCAACAUGAUCAAUUAUAUAAAAACCAUUCCAAAUAUGGAAGAGGAGAACAAAAUAAAUGGCCUCUCACAAAAAAAAUGGAGGAUUUGCUUUUGAAAUGUGAUGUCCACACCGACGAGAAACUAAAAAUGUUUUGUCAGGACCACAGUCAGCUGUGCUGCUCUGAUUGUGUUCUACUGAACCACAGACAGUGCACCAAUGUGGCUCUUAUUUCUGAGUCAGCUAAAAAGCUAAAAAGGCAUUAUUGGAUAUGAAACAGUUGUCAAUUAACCUUAAAACUAUUCUUGAUCAAGUAAAUAUGUUUAAGAGUACACAAGAGGCCAGCAUUCAGUUCUUGGAGGUAUCAUACACUGAAAGAUUGCAAGAAAUCCAAGACAUGCGAAACAAAUUGAAUGCUACUUUGGAUGAGCUAGAAAAUACAACAAUAAAAGAGCUUGAUGAAACAAGGACCACAUUGCAAAAAUCUCUUAAGAAUAACAUUGACAAAUGCAGCAGACUAAAGGAUGAACUACAACAACUUGGUGAAGCUGUACAGAGCCUUUAUGAAAAGAGCAAAAAAGAUAUUGAAUUUAUAGCCAGCAGGAAAUGUCUAGACAAAAUACAAGAGUCUGAGACAUAUCUGAAGAAGAACCCUGUGAAGGACCAGACUUUCAUGAUAUUCCAUGCAGACAUUGACAUCGAGCAGUACCUGUCAAAAAAGUCAGGUUUGGGGAGGGUGUUGACUGUGAAGAGGAAGUCCGAGUAUAAUGUGAAAACAUCGAGUGACACAAAGACUUGCAUAAUCACAGGCAUUUGCAUCCUGCCUAGUGGCCAUGUCAUUGUUGUUGAUAGAAAUAAUGAAAAAGUUAAGCUGAUUGACCAGCAGUACAAUAUAGUCAACCAAAGUAAGGUGUCAGGUUUUCUAUCAGACAUUUGCCUCAUAACACCCAGUGAGGUGGCUGUGACUGUUGGCAAUGAUGUGCAGUUCAUCUCUGUGAGAAAUGGGCAGCUGAUUACUGGGAGGAGGUUUCAGUUACCGCAUUAUGUUGUCGGUAUUGCCCACCAUCAUGGAGCAUUGUACGUCAGCUCUGGCACUGCCCUGUACCACUACACUCUGACUGGGACACUUGUGAAAAAAUUGUAUGAGGAUACAGGAGGUGGUAGUAGAGUGUGGAAGUGUGCAGUGAGUCCUGCUGGGGACAGGAUAUAUGUCACCAACCAUGCCCAGGACAAGCUACUCACACUGGCCAUGGAUGGCACCCUGAUAUCCACAUUUACUGACCCUAAACUGCAACGUCCAUGGGGUGUUCAUGUUACACUGGCAGGACAGGUGUUUGUCUGUGGAAACACCUCCCAUACUGCCAUACAGGUGGAUCAUGAGGGCAAAAAGAAGUUGGCACAGAUAGAUGGAGUGACGUACCCAAUAUCUGUCUGGGUGAACACAAAUAUUGAACAGAUCAUUGUGGGAACAUACGGAACCAACAAAAUAGUUGUUCUGGAACUCCAAUAGCUCUACCAGUUGAAUAUUGUAGUAGUCCUCUGAUACAGUUGUUCAAAUCAUGCCCCCUGGGGUCAAAACUUGCUUCAGCCCUGGACUCAAAUUAUUUAUAAAGACUUGUAUAGUAAAUAUCUAUAACUUAAACAACUCAUUUGAAACAACAAGGGUCAGGCAUUUGAUAUUUGGUGUGCAACAUACAAUAGUUUUCCUCUUUUCUUCUUAUAAGUUCAAUUAAAUCAUGUGUCUGUGGUGAAAACUUUUUAAA